Apus apus (common swift) is the source of this 2628-nucleotide messenger RNA. RefSeq names its product STE20 related adaptor alpha (gene STRADA). The coding region runs from base 106 to 1401 and encodes 431 amino acids. Gene Ontology annotation, molecular function: protein serine/threonine kinase activator activity; ATP binding; protein kinase activity. Lineage: Eukaryota; Metazoa; Chordata; Aves; Apodiformes; Apodidae. The transcript has 13 exons. Gene Ontology annotation, biological process: protein phosphorylation. The record is from RefSeq and is a predicted model, not a curated record.
CGUCACACGGGCAGCGUCUGGUGCCGGCGAGCGGCGGCCGCGGCCUGAGGGGCGGGUGGGCCCGGCCUUUCACGAGCUCCGCGAGGUAAAACAAGCGCGGAUUCCAUGUCUUUCCUUGUAAGUAAACCCGAACGGAUUAGGAGGUGGGUGUCUGAGAAGUUUAUCGUUGAGGGCUUAAGAGAGUUUGAACUGUUUGGAGAGCAGCCUCCGGGUGACUCUAGGAGAAAAACAAAUGAGGCGAGCUCCGAGUCGAUAGCUUCUUCCCCCAAAAGGGACACCAUGAGCAGCUUCCUACCUGACAGCAGCUGCUAUGAGUUGCUCACCAUCAUAGGCAGAGGCUUUGAAGACUUGAUGGUUGUGAACCUGGCCAGGUACAAACCCACAGGAGAGUAUGUGACAGUCAGGAGAGUGAACCUGGAGGCCUGUACCAAUGAGAUGGUUACCUUCCUGCAGGGGGAACUUCAUGUUUCCAAGCUCUUCAACCACCCAAACAUUGUGCCAUACAAAGCAACUUUCAUAGCUGACAACGAGCUGUGGGUAGUGACAUCCUUCAUGGCCUAUGGUUCUGCAAAAGAUUUGAUCUGCACCCAUUUCAUGGACGGGAUGAGCGAGCUGGCCAUUGCUUACAUCCUGCAGGGGGUACUGAAAGCACUUGAUUACAUCCACCACAUGGGCUAUGUUCACAGGAGUGUUAAAGCCAGCCACAUCCUGAUCUCUGUGGAUGGGAAGGUGUACCUCUCUGGCCUGAGGAGCAACCUCAGUAUGAUCAACCACGGGCAGCGACUCAAAGUGGUUCAUGACUUUCCCAAAUACAGCAUCAAAGUCCUGCCUUGGCUCAGUCCUGAAGUCUUGCAGCAGAAUCUCCAGGGUUAUGAUGCAAAAUCGGACAUUUACAGCGUGGGGAUAACAGCCUGUGAGCUGGCAAAUGGACAUGUACCAUUUAAAGACAUGCCUUCCACCCAGAUGCUCUUGGAAAAGCUGAAUGGAACUGUUCCCUGCCUGUUAGACACCACCACAAUUCCUGCUGAUGAGCUGACUAUGAAAACCUCCCGUUCAAGUGCUAAUUAUGGGAUGAGUGAGAGCAUGGCUGUGAGCAACGUGAGAACAGCCAACGGGGAGCCAGCCCUGCACCCUUAUCUUCGGACCUUCUCCACCUACUUCCAUAAUUUCGUAGAGCAGUGCCUCCAGAGGAACCCUGACUUCAGGCCAAGUGCAGGCACUCUGCUUAAUCAUCCCUUUUUCAAGCAGAUCAAGCGCCGCGCUUCCGAAGCGCUCCCGGAACUCCUUCGCCCCGUCACCCCCAUCACCAAUUUUGAAGGAACACAGCCCCAGGAUCCCAGUGGCAUUUUUGGGCUGGUGUCAAACCUGGAGCAGCUGGAUGUGGAUGACUGGGAAUUCUAGAAAAACAAAGACUAUACCUGGUUCCGGAGGAGCUUUCUGGACAUUGUAAUUUAUUGGUCCUGUUCGUAAAAGGUGGUGAAUGUUACACAGAGAGUUUACAGGUCCUGGGGAAGGAUUUUCAGCUGCCUGUUUACUUCAGAAGUAGCCUGGAAACAAAUGGUCAGACCUGAGCUGGGAAAGGAUCAACCCCAAGGAAAUGUGGGAUAUUCCAGAUGGUACAAUGGCCUGGCCAGAGCCCCAGUUCUUGCAGCACAGCACUGGUAGAUCACUCAGAUGGGUUGAGUGAGUCUCUUUAGUCUCUCUCACUGGCUUCCUCCUCUCACAGCUGAAGGCUGCAAGGCCCUGCCCUCCUGGGUUCUUUCUUGUAAGGGUGCCUUAGAGUUAAGGGCAGGCAGCAGCUUUAGUUCUGGCAUUCUCUUGAGCUGGUCUCCUGCCACAGGGCUGCCCCGGGUGCCUUCUGAGGCUGGAGGCAAAGAUGGCUUAUGUGCUGAAAUGUAGUCCCUGCUUUGUGCUAGAAAAUGGGAGGUCAGAGACAACCUGGCUCUGUCCCAGGCAACUGGUGCAUUGGGCAUCCCUCUGAGCACUGGAGGACAGAACUUUUGAAGGGGUUUCUCUGACUGAUGCUGAGCACCCUGAGCUCCAGGGCAGACAGGGGCUUCCAGUCUCUCCUCCACAGCUGCCUGGGUCAGCAGCUCCUUUAUCCCCAGGCACAGCUGAGCUCCUGUUAGCUGGGCAGCUUUCACACCAUUUAACACACCAGCGUGUUCUCAGCAACUUGCAGAGAAAAAGUCAGUUGACUUUCAUGCUGAUGACUUCUUUGAACAUCAUGUACAGAAUUGACCUCAAGCCUUUCCUUCCCAUUGCUGUUCUGCUUUCCCUGACAGGGAAAAGCUUCCUCCUCACGUGGCUCCCUAAUUCCUGGCUGUGUGGCUGCCCUGCUGCUGUGGCAGCCCUCCCAGUUCCAUGGUAGUUGGUUUUUGGAGGUGUAUUUAAGGCUUUUAGUUGGACCUUUUCAAGGACUGGGGGUGCUGGAGCUGUUUCUACUCUCCAGUGAAGCAGUAAAUCCAGCCCUGUAGGUGUGGCUGAUGGGAGUAGUGGUGCUGGCAACAGGUCCUCCCUUGUGUUUUUAAACUACUUGAACCCAGAUCAAGUUUGUUACUCUAGCUUGUUGUUUUGUUUUGUUUUUUGCCACAACAAAUAAAAUAUUUCUGAAGUUGUUUUUUUUAA